CAGUCCGAUAGGUGGCGGUAUAGCAACUGAACGCUGGUCUGCCAACCACCAACAGAACGUAAAGAAGAAGUAAGACGACGAGCAAAGCGGAACACCGAAGAAGAAGCAAUAACAAACAAACCUAGCGGCUGUAAGAUUAGUUCAACUGUAAGUAACCAAGGAUGGUGCAGCUUGGCUAUCGGUGCAUGGGAACUCGACUGAGUGUGCUUAUACUGGUUUUCUGCAGCAUACAGCUCCCCUUGCCCACAGAUGCCUAUAUAUAUGCUCAUUAUAGCAAUAUCACCAAUCUAUUUGAGGACCGCCCUGCUUUGUUUGGAUCUGGACUUCCAAAGGAUGGAAUAAUGGGAGUUUUGGUUGCCUCUCAUCCAGCUAAUGCUUGCACAACAAUAGACCCUCCCCCACCAUUGCCCCCAUCUUUUAAUGCCACAACUACCAAAUUUGUUGUUCUCAUCAAACGUUAUGACUGCAACUUUGAUAUAAAGGUUUUAAAUGCACAGCAAGCUGGAUACGAUGCCGCAAUCGUUCACAACGUUUAUUCAGAAAUUCUGCUCAAUAUGAACUACAGCAAUGAAACUAUUGCAGAGCAGAUUAAUAUUCCCUCUGUAUUCACCAGCUACUAUGCCUCGCACAUUCUUAGGAAUUACAUAAUUCCGGAACAGGGGGCGUAUGUGAUUCUCAGGCCAGACAAGAAGACGUGUCCAGUGUGCAAACAGCGCGUUACCCGCAACAACCCUGAGCAGUCCGAGUCUGAGUCUGAGACAGAAACUGGAGGACGUGGAGAGGAAGAAGGAGCAGAGGGUGACGCAGACUCGGAGCGCACUCCUCUGCUUCGACCCUCCAACCCGGGGUCACCCAUAGGAAGCCCUGGGGCCUAUUCAGCCACCACCACUACAACUACCGCCCAGUGCCUCACCUCCCCUGCACACUGCAACUCACCCAUCCUAGGUUAUGAAGGCUACUACUCACCGGUGGAGGACACAGACUCAGAAAGUGAUGACACAGGAGAGGGCAGGCACCACUCUGAUGAUGACACAGCUCAGCUCAUUGGUAGGGACUGAGAGGAGAUCUGAUGGCCAGAAAUUAGCUACAAUGAGAUUAUUUAGUUUGACCACAAGGAAAAAAAAAAGUUUCUAUCCUCAUACAUAUUGUUAUUGCAAAAAGAAUUAAAUUGUUUGCAGAUUUGUGGCUAGCUUGACAUUUAGUACACUGCUGAUUGUUAAAAAUCUGUCACCCAAUAACCAGCGGAGUUCUUCCAAGUUUCAUAACAAAUGCAGGACCUGCGGUUGGUCAGUUUUUACCAAGUGCAAUGUUGAACAUAAACCACUGAAAUUCACACAUUUACUGUAGUCCAUUAGCUUUCAAGCAUGAUGUCCACUGUAACUGGGUCACUAGUGCAGUACAAAAUGUCUGGAUCAAUUAACGAUCCCUUUUAGGCAAGAGUGAAACGUCCGUAGAUGAAGUUUUCGUGGCCAAAGUUGUGCAAAAAUGGGAUCUUCACUGUUCCUUGUGCAAGGUUCUGUUGAGGAUUAGUACCGUGUGAAAGAUUUAUGUUGUCUUAAAAUGAAUAUUUCCUAUCUUUAUUUUUUUUCUAACAAGGAUGUCCAAGUGAAGGGGUAACGUUUGUCUUCUUUUUAUAUUUUAAUACCUCUAGUUCAGUUUUCACACAUUUUAACUUUGCAUCCAAGUUUUCUGAAAUAUGAGAAGUUAAUAGUGAAUUAAGUCACAGUAAAAUAUAGGAGAUAUGUAACGUUACUGCUGCUUUUACAUUGUUAAUACUCUGCGGUGGUGGACAGUUUAAGGAAACUAUUUUUUAGCUUUAUCCAGUUUGUUGAUCAAACUCAGGUUUACACUAAAAUAAAUUGUCGGUGGUGAUAAGAAUAAGGUAAGGUAAUGGGGUUGUGGUCUUGUAAAGUGUUUUAGCGUUUUCCCUCGAAUCUGUUUAAAUAUAGGGUUGCAUGUAUGUAAUUAAGUUUUUUCUUCUUUUAUUGUUUUUGUUUUUGUUUUUUAUAUA
Oreochromis niloticus (Nile tilapia) is the source of this 2011-nucleotide messenger RNA. Its product is annotated as E3 ubiquitin-protein ligase RNF13-like. The record is from RefSeq and is a predicted model, not a curated record. The transcript has 8 exons. NCBI's taxonomy places the organism in Eukaryota, Metazoa, Chordata, Actinopteri, Cichliformes, Cichlidae. Bases 162 to 1058 code for a protein of 298 amino acids.